AUGAAGAGUUACUUGUUUGAUGCAGGAAGAAACCAAGUGGAAAUGGCCCUUCUUAUAGUUGAAGGGUUUUGUUAUGGAAAAAUCAAAUUGGGAUCCAGAUCGACAUUUCGCGUCUCUCUCUUGUUCUCUCUGGCGGCGAUCGAAACGGAGAUUUUGCUCUCACCGUCGCAUCUCCUCCGUGACCGUUGUCCCGUCGACGAACCUCCUUCCAAGUCGUCUCCGUCGACGAAUCUCCUCCCACGUCGUCUCUUCUCGACCAAUCUCCUCCCAAGUCGUCUCCUCUCGACGGCACAUCUCCUUCGUCACCGUUGUCCAGAUCAACGAACCUCCUCCCAAGUCGUCUCCGUCGACGAUUCUCCUCCCACGUCGUCUCUUCUCGACGAAUCUCCUCCCAAGUCGUCUCCUCUCGACGGAUUUCAUCCCGAGGCAUCUCUCUGCGAUUGGAAGGUGAAAGGGUUAUUAGGUGAGGUGAGGUUCGACCACCAGGAUUGUAUUAGCAAGGAGAUCGAAGAGAAACAACCAUUUCCUCCACAAUUUAAGUUCUCGGAUUACAAAUGGGUCUUGAUUACAGCUACUCACAACCUUCACAGGAUGAGACGUUUGGUGGGGCAGAGACGGACAGUGACUACAAUGAAGUCGAAUCUCUCAUUCAGCAAGACCAAGCUCAGUUACGCGAAGCUCUCAUUCACCAACAGGAAACUCUCGUUGAGCAAGACCAAGCCCCUGCGUUUGUGUACCCUCCGCAGCCGGAGGUUGAAUUCGGAUUUCCACAGAUCUGCUACUGUGGAAGUGAACCGAAGAUUGCUACGUCUAGCAUCGAACCAGGUCGCCGAUACUACACAUGUAGAAAUGCAAACGAUGGAGAGUGUCAUGUGUGGAAAUGGUGGGACGAGGCUGUAA
Molecule: messenger RNA, 900 nt
Organism: Brassica napus (rape)
Lineage: Eukaryota; Viridiplantae; Streptophyta; Magnoliopsida; Brassicales; Brassicaceae
Exons: 4
Coding region: 1-900 (299 amino acids)
Source: RefSeq, a predicted model, not a curated record